Gossypium raimondii (Peruvian cotton) is the source of this 645-nucleotide messenger RNA. Its product is annotated as receptor-like protein EIX2. Gene Ontology annotation, molecular function: protein binding. Lineage: Eukaryota; Viridiplantae; Streptophyta; Magnoliopsida; Malvales; Malvaceae. The transcript has a single exon. The record is from RefSeq and is a predicted model, not a curated record. Bases 1 to 645 code for a protein of 214 amino acids.
AUGUCUGGGGAGUUACCAUACACAUUGCAAAAUAGUACGAGUUUGAUCAUUCUUGAUCUUAGUGAAUAUUAUUUCAGUGGAAGUAUACCGGAAUGGAUUGGUGACAAGCUCUCAAAUCUUAUAGUUCUAAGUCUCCGCUCAAAUAACUUUGAUGGUCAUAUUCCUCAUAAAAUUUGUGCUGGUCGCUCUCUUCAGAACUUGGACCUUGCCCAGAACAACAUUUCAGGAGCUAUUCCAAAAUGUUUUAAUAAUUUUAGUGCAAUGGCAACAAAAAACAAAAGCUCUGGCGACCUUGAGAUUUGGACUACCUUCCAGAGUAAUGUAUUUCAUUUGAGCGCAUUAUUGGUGCUGAAAGGACGAGAGGAUGAAUACAGCACCACAUUAGGACUUGUUACCAGCAUAGAUCUUUCAGUUAACAGUCUCACAGGAGAGAUCCCCAAAGAAAUUGGAAACCUCAUCGGACUACGGUCAUUAAAUUUGUCAAGGAAUCUCUUAAUAGGAAAUAUACCAGACAUCAUUGGCAAGUUGGAGUUACUGGAGUCUCUUGAUUUGUCAAUGAAUAGACUGUAUGGUGAAAUCCCUUCAAGUUUCUCUAAUUUGAAUUUCUUGAAUCACUUCAACGUGUCCUACAACAACUUGACAUGA